AUGUCCCUGGUCCCUCCUGCUGACCGGGACUCCUUCCUCUCUUCCACGCAGGACCUCAAAGACUACUUUGGGGCUGUGGGCAACGUGCGAUACGCCGACGUGCUGCGCGAGGCCGGCCCCGGCAGCCGCAGCAAGGGCUGCGGCAUCGUGGAGUUUGAGACGCCCGACGAGGCGGCCGCCGCCAUUGUGCAGCUCAACGACACAGAGCUGGAUGGGCGCAAGAUCUUCAUCCGGGAGGAUCGUGAGGACCCCAGCACCUCGCUGGGAGGCGGCGGCGGCGGCUACGAGCAGCAGCGGCACGUGGUGGCGGCGGGCGGCGGCUCGGGCGGUCGCCCCGGUUCUAGCGCAGCGCCCGGCACUCAGAUCGUGGUGCACGGCCUGCCGUACCGCACCUCCUGGCAGGACCUGAAGGACAUGUGCAAGCCCGCCGGAGCGGUGGUACGUGCCGACAUCGUGACCAACCCCGACGGCAGCAGCAAGGGCUGGGGCACUGUGUCCUUUGCCACGCCCAGCGACGCGCAGGCCGCCAUCCAGCUGCUCAACGGCUCGGAGCUGGAGGGGCGGGUGGUCACUGCCAAGCUGGACAAAUUUGUGUGA
Messenger RNA from Chlorella variabilis, 597 nucleotides. RefSeq lists its product as hypothetical. The transcript is spliced from 4 exons. The record is from RefSeq and is a predicted model, not a curated record. Lineage: Eukaryota; Viridiplantae; Chlorophyta; Trebouxiophyceae; Chlorellales; Chlorellaceae. Gene Ontology annotation, molecular function: mRNA binding. Gene Ontology annotation, cellular component: cytoplasm; nucleus. The coding region runs from base 1 to 597 and encodes 198 amino acids.